UGCCCCUCACGCUGGCCCGGGGCGGGCUCAGGCUCCUCUGCCGGCUGCCGCGGUGGCCUGCCGAGCGCCACGCUUCCUGCGGACCAGAGGAUGUCCCGCAGCAUGGACCCUCGGAGAUCCCGGCAUCCGUCCGCGGGACCGACCCUCUGUCACCCGGGGCGGGGGACGGGGGGCAGCUCCACCUCGCUCUCUGAUGACGCCCCUCCGUUGCCCACACUCCCGCCGCCCGAGGUUCGGGCAGAAUUUCGAGCCACCCUGGGUGGGGUUGAGCUGCACCUGGGCAGAGGCUGCUUAGGAGGGCUCGGAAGCAUCCGCGCCUUUCGGACCCGGCUCACGUCGGAUCGCGACUCGGGUUGGUGGCUUCACAGAUAGCUACCCAAGAAAACACCAUGAAAGAUACUGACAUCAAGAGACUUCUGUAUACCAAUCUUUUGUGCGUAUUUUCAAUUUUCCUGAGCUUUUUUAUUCCAUCCUUUUUCCUGGAUAACUUCUCAAUACUGGAAACUCACUUGACUUGGUUGUGCACUUGCUCUGCUCUUGUGACUGGUGUCAAUCUCCUGUUAUAUUUAGUAGUGAAACCAAAUGUACCUUCUAGAAGAAGUUCAUUAUCACAUAAGGUGACCAGAGUUUUGAAAUGCUGCAUGUACUUUCUUAUGUCUUGUGUGUUCCUUCAUAUCAUUUUUGUUCUCUAUGGAGCACCACUAAUUGAGUUGGUGUUGGAAACAUUUUUAUUUGCAGUUAUUUUGUCUACUUUUACUACAGUACCUUGCUUAUGUUUGUUAGGACCAAACCUCAAAGCAUGGCUUAGAGUUUUCAGUAGAAACGGAGUUACAUCCAUUUGGGAGAAUAGUCUUCAGAUCACUACAAUUUCUAGCUUUAUAGGAGCAUGGCUUGGAGCAUUUCCUAUUCCACUGGAUUGGGAAAGACCAUGGCAGGUGUGGCCCAUCUCCUGUACACUUGGAGCGACCUUUGGCUACGUGGCUGGCCUCGUGAGCUCACCACUCUGGAUAUACUGGAAUAGAAAGCAACUUACAUACAAGAACAAUUAAGAGGAGAAAGGGGAGGAGAUAUUUCUUUGUGCAGAUUCCAUAAGGGCUGUGCAGAAAUGUGUCUGGUCAAAGCCAAGCAGUUCCAUUUACAGCACUGUUGUUUUUUCAAUGUCGUUUCAACAUGAUGUGAUUGUAGCUUUUUAACUAUGAAACCCCUGAGAGAUUGUACCUUCUAGUUGAAAUAAAGUAUUUAGAGUAGA
This is a messenger RNA of Peromyscus maniculatus bairdii (prairie deer mouse), 1249 nucleotides long. RefSeq names its product phosphatidylinositol glycan anchor biosynthesis class F (gene Pigf). Gene Ontology annotation, cellular component: endoplasmic reticulum membrane. The record is from RefSeq and is a predicted model, not a curated record. Lineage: Eukaryota; Metazoa; Chordata; Mammalia; Rodentia; Cricetidae. Gene Ontology annotation, biological process: GPI anchor biosynthetic process.